UCGAAUUAUAGUUGAUUCUUGGCGGGUUUUCCUUCCCCCAAUUUUCCCUUUUUCUUUUCCUUACAAUUUACAAACUCAAAUCAAAUGCAACCUAAAGCAAUCUCCAUUAGCAGAGCAUUGAUCUUAGCUUCAAACAAUGCUCGAUCAUGGUCUCAUUCACUCGAUAACACUCUUCACAAGCUCGGCUGUCGUGACUCGCUCACUCCUUCCCUCGUUGCCCAAGUCAUCGACCCUCAUCUUCUUCGUCAUCCUUCUCUCUCACUUGGUUUUUUCAAUUGGGCAUCUCAACAACCCAAUUUCUCUCAUUCUUCAGUUUCCUAUAACUCCAUACUCAAAUCCCUUUCAGUUUCCCGCCAAUUUAAAUCCUUAGAAAAGAUUCUAAGAGAAGCCAAAUCGAGAAAGUUGGAUGUUGAUCCUUCUUUUUAUCGCGCUGUUAUUGCUUCUCUUGUUAAAUCGAAGAAAUCCCAUGAAGGGUUCUUGACUUUAGUUGAUGCUAUUUCGUUAAUUCAUGAUGUUGGGGUUGAAACAUGUAAUUUGCUUCUUGGCGGUUUGGUUUCAGAAGGGCGGUUGGAUUGUGCACGUAUGGUGUUUGAUGAAAUGCUUGUGAGAGGAGUGAGUUUUACCACUCUUGGGUUUGGGUUAUUUAUGUGGAGGUAUUGUCGAGAUUCGGAAUUAGGGUUAGUUUUAGAUGUUUUGGAGAAAGUUAAGGAUGCUGUUUCGAGUUUUGAUGGAUCGAUAAUAGCUCUUUUGAUCAUUCAUGGGCUUUGUGAGGUAGGUCGGGUGUCUGAGGCUUAUAGUGCAUUAGAGGAAUUGAGAAAAAGGGACUGUAAACCCGAUUUUAUGGCUUACAGGAUUGUUGCAGAAUGUUUUAGGUCUAAGGGACCGGGGUGUAUGCUUGAGAUACAAGUAGUGUUAAAGAAGAAAAGGAAGCUUGGAGUGGCUCCUAGGGCUAGUGAUUAUGGUGGAUUUAUAAUUUCCUUGCUUUUGCAAAAUAUGAUCUAUGAAGCUAAAGAAUUGGGACUAGUGAUUUUAGAAGGCAAUUUUCCUAUUGAAGACGAUGUUUUGAAUGCUUUAAUCGGAUCAGUGUCCUUAGUUGAUCCUAGUACGGCUAUGUUGUUCUUCAAGUUCAUGGUAGGAAAAGAAAAGGCGCCAACGCUUCGUACCUUGAAUAGUUUGAGUAAGAAUCUGCGCAAACAUGGUAAAAUAGAUGACAUGCUGGAUGUUUUAAACACUUUGUCUUCCAAACAUUAUUUCACAAACUUAGAGAGCUAUUAUGUUAUGAUUUCGUCUUUGUGUGAGGCAGGAUGUGUAAGAGAAGCUUACGACAUUUUUCAGGAGAUGAGGAAAAAGGGAAUUUACCCCGACAUUUCAUUCUAUAAUAUUCUUAUGGAUGCAUUAUGUAGGGAAGAUCUUAUCCGCCCGGCAAAGAAGCUAUGGGAUGAAAUGUUUUCGUAUGGUAUGGAUGGAAACUUGAAGAGCUAUAACAUCCUUAUUAAGAAGUUUGCAGAAAUAGGUCAAAUAGAUGAAGCACAGAUACUUUUUGAUCACAUGCUAAAUAAAGGUGUAAUGCCUGAUGCAGCCAUAUAUACAUUUUUGCUUGAAUGCCUUUGUCAUAACUCGAAAUUUGAAGCUGCAAUUCAGAUUUUUUACAAGGUUGCUGAUCAGGAUGUGACGAUAGCACAAGCUAUAAUUACUCCACUAGUCCUAUCUCUUUGUAAAGCAGGUGGGAGCCACUUCAUGGUGUUAUGAUUUGAAUCAGGAGUGAAAGCGGUGAACUAACGGUCAAAGAACGGUUGAAUAUCGUAGCUCCAAAGGUGCAAUAAUAAACAUGACCAUUUGCAAGCAAUAAGAUGAACUAAGCAUGAAAAUAAAUGCAAACAAUAACACAAAGUUUUAAUGAGGUUCACCAAAUGUUAGCUUCAUCCUCCAUCAUUGACGUGAGUUGUAUUAUGUGUUAAAAGUAUAAAAAAAACAUAAAAUCUCAAAAAAAACAUGAAGGAAUUACAUCUUGGGGAUAAAUUGCAUGAGGAACUAAGUAAAUGGAGUAGAUAAAUAUAUGGUAAAGAUAGGGAUAUGGGUGCUCAGGCUUUAUACUUAGCUUGGGUCAACAACUAACUUCAUUGGAGUGCAUAUAUAGGCAAAGGUAAGUUUAGGGCGUGGAUUACAUAAAGCAGCCUAGAUAAAAACAGACAGAACCCAGCAGGCACAAUCUGCUCGUUCAAGCAUUAUAUGUGCUCAUUCGAGCAGAUCAGGGGCACUGAUUUGCUUUGGCUUGCUUUCUUGUGGUUCCUUUGGUCCUCCCUUCUUCCAAGGCAUCUUCCACAGCUGUGUUUAGUACAACUCUUAGAUUGAACAUCAAGGAGAAACCCAUACAAAUCGAUCUCACUUGUUUCAUGCACAUACCAAAUCAUGGAGAUUUUCUUUACCAACAAACAAGGCCAAGGCUUGGCUUAAUUUUUGUUACACUAACCUUUGGGUCCAAAUUUCUA
Amaranthus tricolor (Joseph's coat) is the source of this 2489-nucleotide messenger RNA. Its product is annotated as pentatricopeptide repeat-containing protein At5g14080. The transcript has 2 exons. Lineage: Eukaryota; Viridiplantae; Streptophyta; Magnoliopsida; Caryophyllales; Amaranthaceae. The coding region runs from base 85 to 1749 and encodes 554 amino acids. Gene Ontology annotation, molecular function: protein binding. The record is from RefSeq and is a predicted model, not a curated record.